AUGCAGAUAUCGAACCUCGGAAACCCCACCCACUCACUUUCGCUCCUACAUUUCCUUGCUCUCCCUCCUCUCGCUCCUUUCCAUUCCGCUCCCUCUCUUUAUUCGCCUCUUCCCGUAGCCCGUCCUUACCAUCGUCCUCUUAGCCUUCCCGUACCCUUCUGCCACUCCGCCGCUAAUCUACCGCUGGUUUCUUUCGCCAGCCUUCCGCCAAUUUUCCGCCGGUCUUCCGCCGAUCCCCCGCCCAGUCCGCCGCCAGGCGCCAUGAGUGCGGAGGAGCUGCAGCCGCCGCGCGUGCUGCCGACGGUGCCGGAGACGGUGCUGAAGAAGCGGAAGAAGGACGAGCAAUUCGCGGCGGAGAAGCGUGAGCAAUUCCUGCAGAAGCACGCGCACCGCGGGAAGCGCGGAAAGGCGGAGAAGCGCUUCAAGCGCCCAGAGGACUUUGUGCUCGCGUUCCGCCGGAGGGAGCGCGAUGCUAAGCGCGUGCGCGCGGACCGGGUGGUGGGGCGGCGGGUGCAGCUGAAGCCUGUGGUGGCGGGCGGGGGGAGCGCGGCGCAGCGGAGGCUGGCGCGGCGGAAGCUGAAGGCGGCGCAGAAAGCGGCGGAGCGGAUAAGCGCGGGGAAGGGGGAGGACAAGGGGGGCGUUUUGGCGGGGACGAACCUGAAGCUGCUGUUUGCCGUGCGGAUCCGCGGGGUGCAACACGAAAUGACGAAGCAGUCGCGGAGUAUACUCAAGAUGCUCCGACUUACAGAGCUCAACUCGGGCGUCUUCCUCCGCGCCACGGACCGCACGGCGCAAAUGCUGCAACUCGUCGAGCCCUACGUCACCUUUGGAUUCCCCAACCUUUCAUCAGCGCGCGCGCUCAUAUUGAAGCGAGGCGUGGGCGCACUUCCCUGCCUCCCCCUCCCCCCUUACCCUCCUUCCCCCAUCUUCCCGCAUCAACCCCCUGUAUACUCCCAACCCCCCCUCAGGUUCCCCAACCUGUCAUCAGUGCGCGCGCUCAUAAUGAAACGAGGCGUGGCACGCAUACGGCAGCAAGAGGAGGGGGAAGGUGACGACGAGGGGGAGGAAGGCGAAGAGGGGGAAGACGCAGGGGAAGGGGAGGAGCAAGCGGAGGGGGAUGAGGAAGCCGAGGGGGACGAGGGAGGGGAGGGAGAGACCAAAGAGGUGGAAGCAAGGGAGGGGGGAGCAGCAGAAGGGGCAGGGGGGAGUGGGGCGAUGGUGGUGGGAGAGCCUAGAAAGCCGGAGGCGAUGGUGGGGUGGACGGGGCCGGUAAAUCCAGAGGAGGAGGCCAAGGGGUGGCGGCGAGUGCCGCUCACGGACAACGCUAUUGUAGAACAGGCGGAGGCGAUGGUGGGGUGGAUGGGGCCGGUGGAUGCAGCAGAGGAGGCCAAGGGGUGGAGGCGAGUGCCCCUCACUGACAACGCUAUUGUAGAACAGGCACUAGGCAGCACAGGCAUCAUCUGUAUCGAGGAUUUGAUUCACGAGAUCGCUACAGUGGGGCCGCACUUCCUGCAAGUGACUGGCUUUCUUUGGCCUUUCCGCCUCGCUGCUCCCAGGGGCAAGUUCAGCAAGGCCGGUUGGUUCAACAAGGGAGGGGAGGCUGGGAAUAGGGGAGUUGAGAUCAAUGAGCUCAUUCGCCAAAUGGCAUGA
Closterium sp. Naga37s-1 is the source of this 1650-nucleotide messenger RNA. The record is from the annotation of a GenBank genome assembly. NCBI's taxonomy places the organism in Eukaryota, Viridiplantae, Streptophyta, Zygnematophyceae, Desmidiales, Closteriaceae.